Molecule: messenger RNA, 2680 nt
Organism: Scophthalmus maximus (turbot)
Lineage: Eukaryota; Metazoa; Chordata; Actinopteri; Pleuronectiformes; Scophthalmidae
Gene: slc25a16
Product: solute carrier family 25 member 16
Exons: 10
Coding region: 458-1420 (320 amino acids)
Biological process (GO): transmembrane transport
Cellular component (GO): mitochondrial inner membrane
Source: RefSeq, a predicted model, not a curated record
AGCUGAUCAGCGCUCCAGGGCGGCGGCAGACACGCGGACGAUCACUACAACAGCACGUUCACGCAGCGGCGACCACAGCUGAUUCUCCGGUUCAGUGUUUCUGUGUACUGAGCGGAGCUUCAUCAAGCUUUGAAAACCAAAUAAAACCAGUUGAACUGCUCGUCGCGCAGCAGCGAGCGUCGAAAACAGGAAAGCGCGCGCGCGCGCGAUCUACGUCAUCCCACGUCAUCAACAUGCGACCAGAAUGUGUCAGUCGCCUUCGGACGAAGGACACAAAUGUUGUAACGUGAAUACUGCAGGUGCCACAGAUUUUACCACUGGAUAACAGCUACAUCUUUUCCUGGCAGGAAGGAUCCGACACAAGCUGCAGCUCAUCGAAGGACGAACACGACGCGUAGCUCCUGGCUGACUGUUCUCAUCAUCUUCCAUGGAUGUGGCAGAUUCCUGAGCAGAGAGAAUGACAUCAGAGGCUGCAGUCGCCACACCUGCUGCCAUAGGCAGCGCCCCCGGCAAGAGGGACUACCACUGGAUUCGCUCCUUUGUAGCCGGAGGUGUUGCAGGAUGCUGUGCCAAGAGUACCAUCGCUCCCCUGGACAGAGUCAAGAUUCUUCUUCAAGCCCAGAACCCCCAUUACAAACAUCUCGGAGUGUUUUCCACUCUCCAAGCUGUGCCAAAGAAAGAAGGCUUCCUCGGCUUGUACAAGGGUAACGGGGCAAUGAUGGUCAGGAUAUUUCCAUAUGGAGCUAUCCAGUUCAUGGCCUUUGACAAAUAUAAAAAGAUGCUAAGCAAAAAGAUGGGGAUCUCUGGACACAUCCACCGCCUCAUGGCAGGCUCGAUGGCAGGGAUGACUGCGGUGAUAUUCACCUACCCUCUGGAUGUGAUCCGAGCCAGACUGGCCUUCCAGGUGACGGGAGAGCAUCGCUACACUGGAAUUGCCAAUGCCUUCAACACCAUCUACCUUAAGGAGGGGGGCAUUCCGGGCUUCUACAGGGGACUUACCCCAACACUUAUUGGAAUGGCCCCUUAUGCAGGGUUCUCAUUCUUCACCUAUGGAACCUUGAAGAGCCUCGGCUUGAAACAUUUCCCAGAGAUGCUCGGACGCCCCUCCUCAGACAACCCGGACGUCCUGGUUCUGAAAACCAAAGUCAACCUGCUCUGCGGCGGGGUCGCUGGUGCCAUCGCUCAGACGAUAUCGUACCCGUUGGAUGUGGCGAGGAGAAGAAUGCAGUUAGGCGCCUUGCUCCCUGACUCGGAGAAAUGUGUAUCACUGAGCAAGACCCUGAAGUACGUGUACAGGGAGUACGGGAUCAAGAAGGGACUGUAUCGAGGCCUUUCUCUCAACUACGUCCGCUGUGUCCCCUCUCAAGCCGUGGCCUUCACCACCUACGAAUUCAUGAAGCAGGUCCUGCACCUGAACUAGCCGCUGUUUUUUUACCUGGAGCCACACCGAGUCACGGGGCAGCUCAACUGCAACGCUUUCUUCACCGAGUGAAUGCGAGACUCGCUUGCUACGUCUUAAACUCCUCAACGUGGGCAUUGCCUUUUCCUUGAGUUCACUGAAGGCACCAGGGGAAGUCACUUGAUUCUAUGAAAUGAAAACCAGAUAUCAAACAACAAGUUAACCCCCUGUGCCUGUUUGUGUUUCAUUCCUUCCUAUUUCUUGUGACUUGCCACCUUUUAAGUGAUGGUGAACUGAACCACACAACAUGUGGCUUAUAUUCGAACAACUCCCUCAUCAGCGUCUCCAUGGAUACAGUGGGGCAGCAGCCUCUUUGGCCUGGUUUGGUUGGUUGGACGGAUGGCUUACAGCAAUGAUAUACUCCUCAACAAUGUUGCCGACAACACAGCAACAACCCUCUGAUUGUGUAGCAGACACGGAUCUCCACCCACUUGUCUCUUCCUGAUUUUAAGAUGGACAUCUGCCUAAAAAUAAUCAAAUUCGCUUCGUAACAAUCAUUGUCUUUUAUUGUUUUACGAAAAUUCAAUGAUGUGUAUUUAUUUAAAAACCUAUAUCACCCUUAAACACUUGAGUUCUACAGCUACACACUUUCUUUAUUGUCUAUUAUGUCUUCGUCUUAGCGAUUUGACUUGUUGAAAGCUUCCUGAAAUUGUAAAAUGAUCUUGUGUCAUAAUGUUUUGUUUAUUUGGGUUUUAGUGUAUUCGACACAAAUCUGAGAUUGAUAUAACACACUUUACCUGCUGAGUUAUUUUUUUAAAAGAUGCAGUACCCUGGGUUGCACAUGUUUUCAGUUUUUCAGUGUCAAAGAAACUUCACAAUUUUAUUGCCAAACAUUGAAUGGGGCAGUUACUGUAUGUGUAUUAAUUUGCUGGAAAAACGUCAAAUGUGUACUCAGAUGAUUAAUGUGUAGCAUGUUUGAUGAAAUUGAAUUUUUUACGUCCAUGCUCAGCUGUGAUCAGUAAGAUGAGGGGGGAGUCAGACGUUAUGACAUGAACUGAAUGUAUGUCUGACGUAUGUCUGGAGUGAGUCGUUUACCUGAAUGAUCUCAGGAGAAAAUUUGCACUGAAGCGUUUUCUUUUUGUAUUUAUUGAUUUAGCGACCUGUUGCCACUGGGUGGCAGCGUUGAAUAUCAAAUGAAUUGUUUACCAUCAGAGCUGGAUACAGACACUCAUACAUAUUUCAUGCACCUCUUUUCAAAUACAAGUCAGAAUAGGCUCUUUA